GAGUGUGUUUCACUGCUGAAUGAUGGGAGAGAGAGCAAACUGAUUGGACUGGUGCAGCAAAACAACGAACAUGCGCUAUUCAUAUAUUCCCAUCGAAGAAUGGCCAUCACUGGUGAUGAUGUCACACUGGAUGAAAUCAUACCCAUUUCUUAUGACUUUUCAGUUGUUGAAGUUUCAUCUCCAGAUGAGCUUGCUGUUGUUGGUGCAGAUACUCGGGUACGAGUAACGUUUUUCGAAGAGGAGUUGGAGCUGAAGUUACCUUUUGGUUCUCAUACCCGUCUCUUCCUCGGUGAAGUCAAUCGGGCAUGGAGUGAUGUCUGUGAGCAGUAUCCGAAGGAUGAACCAAAAUUCGACUGGCUUACCAAGUACCGUAAGAUGUCAAAAGGAGCUCGAUCACUAAGAAAGUCAAUUGGAGCAACAACUGGCAAGAUGAGUCGAAUUAAGAAAUCAGAAAGAGCAGACGCAGCCAACAACAGCGGACAGAUGAAAGAGGAUGAACGGACCAGAGGAGAUGGCGUGCAUGAAAGUCAGGAGAGAGUGAAGAGUGAGGUGAGAGAUGACCUGAUCCGAAACUCCCAGCCCAUCCUGUCAAAUAAAUCCCAGAUGCUCGGCAUGCCCCAGUACGGCCUGCGGGAUAACCUCAUCAAAUGUGAGCUCCUCAAGAACGAGGAUGCCUACACCUACAUCAAGAACUACAGCUUUUUCUUGGGCACCUACAAUGUGAAUGGCAAGAAUCCAAAGGAAAGUCUCAGUCCAUGGCUGGCAUCCACCACCACUCCUCCAGACUUUUACCUUGUGGCUUUCCAAGAGCUGGAUCUCAGUAAAGAGGCGUUUCUCUUCAAUGACACUCCUAAAGAACCCGAGUGGAUGUUAGCUGUCUACAAGGGCCUCCAUCCAGAUGCCAAGUAUGCUUUUGUGAAGCUGGUGCGGUUGGUGGGCAUCAUGCUGUUGUUCUAUGUGAAGGCGGAGCAUGCGGCACACAUCUCUGAGGUGGAGGUUGAGAGCGUCGGCACAGGUGUCAUGGGACGGAUGGUGAGUGACGUCUAUGCAAGGAUACGCGAAAGAAGAAUCAAUUCUGUGUACGCACAUUGUCUGAAACGCGGCUCUCUGUGA
This is a messenger RNA of Sinocyclocheilus grahami, 1113 nucleotides long. RefSeq names its product type II inositol 1,4,5-trisphosphate 5-phosphatase-like. Gene Ontology annotation, molecular function: inositol-1,4,5-trisphosphate 5-phosphatase activity; phosphatidylinositol-4,5-bisphosphate 5-phosphatase activity. The transcript is spliced from 11 exons. Gene Ontology annotation, biological process: phosphatidylinositol dephosphorylation. Bases 100 to 1113 code for a protein of 337 amino acids. Gene Ontology annotation, cellular component: membrane; cytosol. The record is from RefSeq and is a predicted model, not a curated record. Lineage: Eukaryota; Metazoa; Chordata; Actinopteri; Cypriniformes; Cyprinidae.